Cucurbita maxima (winter squash) is the source of this 1457-nucleotide messenger RNA. RefSeq names its product calcium-binding protein 39-like. NCBI's taxonomy places the organism in Eukaryota, Viridiplantae, Streptophyta, Magnoliopsida, Cucurbitales, Cucurbitaceae. Gene Ontology annotation, molecular function: protein serine/threonine kinase activator activity. The record is from RefSeq and is a predicted model, not a curated record. The coding region runs from base 284 to 1321 and encodes 345 amino acids. The transcript has 11 exons. Gene Ontology annotation, biological process: intracellular signal transduction.
AUACUUGGAACAAUAAAGCAACGUUUUUCUUUUUCGUUGAUUUGAUUAAAGAAAAGAAAAUGUGAAUGUUUGGUGAAGAUUCCGUCAGAAUUUUACCUGAAAAAUCGAAUACGGAAACAGCAGAGAGGAAGGUUUAGGAGGAAGACAGAAAGAAAAAGUCUCCGAACAAUGGUGCUUCCGCUUUGAUUCGUUGUGUUUCUGCAAAUUCUGAAGGAUUCUCGAAGGAUCGUUUGAGAAAAAAUUGAGGAAAACGACGGAAGGAUCUUGAUCUGUGCUAAAGAUCAUGUCGUUCUCAUUCUUCAAGCCGUCGAGGCCUAAAACCCCUCAGGAGAUGGUCAAAUCCAUUAAGGAAAGCCUCAUGGCCCUCGAUACCAAGACCGUCGUCGAAGUUAGAGCUCUCGAGAAGGCCAUGGAAGAAGUUGAGAAGAACUUUGUAACUAUGAGAUGUAUGCUUAUUGGAGAUGCGGAGGUUGAGCCCAUUGCGGAGCAAGUUUCACAGCUAACGCAGGAGAUAUGUAAUGAGUGUCUUAUCGAUCUUCUAAUUCACAAGCUGCCUGUUCUUGGAUGGGAAGCAAGAAAGGACCUUGUGAAUUGUUGGUCCAUAUUGUUGAAACAAAAGGUUGGCUCCACUUAUUGCUGUGUAAACUACAUUGAGAACCAUUUUGAGUUGCUAGACUUUCUCGUUGUGUGCUACGACAACAAGGAAAUUGCCGUAAACUGUGGAAAUAUGUUAAGGGAAUGCAUCAAAUUCCCAACCCUUGCAAAAUACAUAUUAGAGGCUGCAAGUUUCGAAUUGUUCUUCAAGUUUGUGGAGUUACCAAAUUUUGACGUUGCAUCAGAUGCAUUUUCUACUUUCAAGGACCUGCUUACCAAACACGAAAAUAUAGUUUCCGACUUUUUGAGUGCUCAUUAUGAUGAGUUCUUUGACAGAUACGAAAAACUCCUGACUUCUUCCAAUUAUGUAACUAGAAGACAGUCAUUGAAGCUUCUAUCAGAGUUCUUAUUGGAAUCUCCGAAUUCCCAAAUAAUGAAGCGUUACAUUCUAGAAGUUCGGAAUUUGAAAGUAAUGAUGACCCUAUUAAAGGAUUCUAGCAAGAACAUCCAACUGUCUGCUUUCCACAUAUUCAAGGUUUUUGUUGCUAAUCCUAAUAAGCCACGUGAAAUCAAGGUUAUCGUAGCGAAAAACCACGAAAAGCUUCUGGAAUUGCUUCACGAUCUUUCUCCUGGGAAAGGUGCGGAAGACGAACAGUUCGAAGAAGAAAAGGAGUUGAUUAUCAAAGAAAUAGAGAGAGUUUCACGCUUGCAACAUCUUACUGGUUGAAGCCAUUGUUCUCCCACGCCGUGCCUUUAUCCCCCAAAACUAUGGCUCCUGUUGAGUGAGUUUGCAUUUAAAAUGCAGGAGAAGUUUGAUUAUUUGUGAAAGUACAAGUUAUUAAUGUAUAAAUAAUUCUCUUUAA